Molecule: messenger RNA, 1586 nt
Organism: Propithecus coquereli (Coquerel's sifaka)
Lineage: Eukaryota; Metazoa; Chordata; Mammalia; Primates; Indriidae
Gene: RINL
Product: Ras and Rab interactor-like
Exons: 10
Coding region: 270-1586 (438 amino acids)
Biological process (GO): vesicle-mediated transport
Cellular component (GO): endocytic vesicle; cytosol
Molecular function (GO): guanyl-nucleotide exchange factor activity; small GTPase binding
Source: RefSeq, a predicted model, not a curated record
GAGCAGGCGACACCCCUCUAGGGGUCCUCAGCACCCCAGAGUCACUUCUUCGCCUAUGGAGGACACGGGGGGUGUGGCAGGUCCCAGAGCUGGGUGCCCAAGAUGCAGAGGCCCUCGUGGAGCUGUGGCCACCAGGGAGUUUCCUGGUCACAGGACAUGACCCCAGCCAGGUUCUGGUGUUGAGGACAGGACCUUUGCCAGGAGAAGUCAACAGCUACCAGAUCCAGAAGUUUCCUGGAGGUGUGUCCCUGAAAUCUUCCAACCUCCGUAUGCCGGACCUGCCCCAUCUCCUGGCCUUCCUAUCAGCCAGCAGGGAUGUUUUGCCCAGAACGCUGCUCUUGCCCCCUCCCACUCUAGGGCCCAGACAUGAACGCACAGAUUCUCUGCAGGUUGGCAGGGUCCAACUGGACACCUCAAAGAGGGUGCUUUCUGUGGUCAACCAGCUCUACCUGGACACCCACAGAGGCUGGGGUACAGAGCAGACCCCCAAAGAAAUGGAGCCAGAGACGGCCCAAGCACCUGAGCCAGCCCCCAGGAACGCCGCCCCUCACAGGGUCUCCUGGGUGGAAGGCCGGCUCAGCCUGGACGUGCACCAUCCCAGCCCGGCUCUGGCCAGCUUGGUGGAGGAUGAGGACGAGGACAAUGACGACUACACAGAUAAAGAGGAAGACCGCGAGGAUGUGCUGACCGUUCACGUCCGAGCUCUGGCCAGGGCCCGCAGCAGCUACGUGGCCAGGCAAUACCGCAGCCUUCGGGCGCGCCUCACCUCGGAUUCCGCGGGUCCCCACCGGCCUGGGGACCCAGCCACCGAGCUGCUUCAGGAUGUGCGGCACCUCCUCACUGACCUCCAGGAUCACUUGGCAAAGGACCCCAACGUCAGGGCUGUCUUUGGGAGCAGGAGGCCUGGGGUGCCCCAGAAGGAGGAGGAUCUGGGCCCCGCGGUGGAGGCGGCCGUGUGCAGCGCGGUGCUGGCGCCCCUGAAGCCAGCCCUGUGGACGCGACUCCGCACGCUCCGCGUCCGGGAGCUGCGGCAACUGCGGCGGCGCCAAAUAGCCCUGCGGGUGGGGGCGGGGCCUGAGGGGCAGAGCCCCGCCCCCGCCCUGCGAAGCCGCAUCCACGCGCGCCUCGCUCACCUCCACGCCGCCUGCGCCCCGCGCCGCAAGGUGGCGCUCCUGCUGGCGGUGUGCAGUGAUGUCUACGCGGGCCUGGCUCGGGGUGAAAACCAGGAACCCCUGGGGGCCGACGCCUUCCUGCCCGCGCUGACGGAGGAACUGAUCUGGAGUCCCCACAUUGGGGAGACGCAGCUGGACGUGGAGUUUCUCAUGGAGCUCUUGGAUCCGGACGAGCUGCGCGGAGAGGCCGGGUACUACCUGACCACGUGGUUUGGGGCGCUGCACCACAUCGCACACUACCAGCCCGACGUGGGGCGCGCGCCCCAGGGGCUCAGCUCUGAGGCCCGCGCCUCCCUGCGCCAGUGGCACCGCAGGCGGACACUGCACCGACAGGACUGUCCCGGAGCCCAGGCCGAUCUGCCCUUUGAGGAGCCGUGGGCAGCAGGGACUGUGCCAGGGCCCGCUGACGAUUAG